GAUUUAAUUACCAAUUAACGGAGCACAAAAGUGAUGUGUAAAUUGCCAUGUCCUACCGCAACUUAAGCGACCAAAUUUUCACCCGCUGGGCAGGACACAAACAUUCCAUCAGCCAGUCAUUGACAUAUAUCAUGGAAUCCAAUCGGGUCCAGCCCUCUUCCGUAUAAAAGAGCCUCCGGGUGGAGCGAAUCCAAACAGUUGGGCGUUGGGAGUGGGUCAGCAUGCAUGUCCAGGAACUGCUCUUCGUGGCCGCAAUCCUAGUGCCCCAAUGCCUGAGGGCACUGCGAUAUAGCCAGGGCACUGGCGACGAGAACUGCGAGACUCUCAAGUCGGAGAUCCACUUGAUCAAGGAGGAGUUCGACGAGCUGGGCAGGAUGCAGAGGACCUGCAAUGCCGACGUCAUCGUCAACAAAUGCGAGGGAUUGUGCAACAGUCAGGUGCAACCAUCGGUGAUAACGCCCACGGGGUUUCUGAAAGAGUGCUACUGCUGCCGCGAAAGCUUCCUCAAGGAAAAGGUCAUCACUCUAACCCACUGCUAUGACCCGGACGGCACCCGUUUGACCUCUCCGGAAAUGGGUAGCAUGGACAUACGUCUUCGGGAGCCAACCGAGUGCAAGUGCUUCAAAUGUGGCGAUUUCACACGUUAAUGCCUCAACAUAAACUAUGCUAUUUGCAUCCAUUUGUUUUAGUUGCAGAGUGAAAUAUUUUUCAUAUAUUUUUAAAACGAGCCCCACAUUGAAGAUACUUAAAAUACUUAUUCCUAAAAUCUUGUAUAUUCUUAAAUAUUUCGUAGUAAUAAAGACAGAAUCCCAGCUUUUUCAGUUAAGAAAAUAUAUAGUCAAUGUUUAUUAUAAUAUAGUUCUAAUAUAACCAUUAUUAUACCUAUUAUACUUAGCAAUGUGAAAAUUAAUACAUAAUUAGUUUCUA
Molecule: messenger RNA, 927 nt
Organism: Drosophila simulans
Lineage: Eukaryota; Metazoa; Arthropoda; Insecta; Diptera; Drosophilidae
Gene: Pburs
Product: partner of bursicon
Exons: 2
Coding region: 222-647 (141 amino acids)
Biological process (GO): G protein-coupled receptor signaling pathway
Cellular component (GO): extracellular region; bursicon neuropeptide hormone complex
Molecular function (GO): G protein-coupled receptor binding; neuropeptide hormone activity
Source: RefSeq, a predicted model, not a curated record